GAAGAGCCAGAGCCAUAUCCACCACCACCGAGCCAAGAGGAAAAUGGCAAUGGUGGUGGCCGUGGGUGUGCUCCACAACCACCUCCUCUCUGCGUCUUCUCGAAUAGUUUGUUUAUCUUCUUGUUCUCGCCCUCCCCUCUCAGUCUCGUCAGGUGUUGCGAAGGUGGUUCUUAAAAAGGGAAAGACACAGCUCUUCAAAGACGGAAGUCCAAUGGUGUACAGUGGAGCCGUGGACAGGAUCAUCGGAAAACCGCCUCCACAGACCGGAGAUGUUGUCAUUGUCGCCGAUGGCACCGAGAAUCCCAUUGGCUGGGGGUUGUAUAACUCCGUAUCUAUGUUCUGUGUUCGCCUUAUGCAGCUCCAACACGAAUCCACCAGAGAUCCUUCGUGUGCACUCAACAUUGAGAAGCUUCUCCAAACUAGAAUCACUCAAGCAGUUCAGUUGCGGAAUAGUUUGGGACUCCCCUCGGAUAAUAAUACUAAUGCUUAUCGUCUUGUCAACAGUGAGGGAGAUAGAUUGUCUGGAUUGAUAGUGGAUGUGUUUGGAGAUAUAGCUGUGGUUGCAUCCUCCGCCGCUUGGCUUGAAAAAUACAGGAGUCAUGUGGAGGCUUGCUUGAGAUCAAUCAAUGGUAUUAAUCACAUUAACUGGAGACCCUCUCUUGAUGUUCUCAAAGAAGAUGGCUUUGAUAUCUCCUCUUUGAAACAAACAUCAUCUGCUCCUCCUCUCCCCGAGAGAUCAAUGGUGGUGGAAAAUGGUAUCUCUUACGCAAUCUCUCUAGAGGGACAGAAGACAGGGUUCUACACUGAUCAACGCGAAAACCGCCGCUUCAUAUCGACCAUCUCCGCUGGCAAAAGGGUUCUUGAUCUUUGCUGUUAUAGUGGUGGAUUCGCACUAAAUGCUGCGAGCGGAGGUGCCACCAGUGUCCUCGGUGUUGAUUCAUCUUUGCCUGCUUUGGAGCUCGCCAGAGAGAAUGUAAUCCUCAACCGUAUGGAUCCAGAGAAGGUUGCUUUCUUCAAACAAGAUUCUACAGAGUUCAUGAAGGGCGCUCUGUCAAGGGAAGAGACAUGGGACAUCGUCAUCCUAGACCCUCCUAAGCUAGCUCCAAGGAAAAAGGUUUUACAUAACGCGGCAGGAAUGUACAGGAAUCUCAACUCGUUGGCGAUGAGAUUGACAAGUAGUGGAGGUUUGUUGAUGACAUGCUCAUGUUCAGGUGCCAUGACACAGAGCGGGAAGUUCUUGGGCAUUCUUCAGAGCGCUGCAGCUAUGGCGGGAAGGAAGAUCACUGUGGUUAGGGAGGCAGGAGCUGCUUCUGAUCACCCUCUCGACCCAUCCUACCCUCAAGGCCAGUACCUCUCCAAUAUUCUGCUUCGGGUGCUCUGAGUUUUCGUUUCAACAAAUGCUCAAUAUUAUUUUUUAGGUUUGUUGGGGACAAAAGUAAUUUAGUUUGAACUUGUUUGUUAUAGAUAUUUGGAGUAUCAGCUCUCACCGAAUGAACCAUUUUUGCAAGCAAGGAUUUCAUUGAGUAACGUUUCUUAAUUUCACUUA
This is a messenger RNA of Brassica rapa (field mustard), 1546 nucleotides long. RefSeq names its product ribosomal RNA large subunit methyltransferase I. The record is from RefSeq and is a predicted model, not a curated record. Gene Ontology annotation, molecular function: RNA binding; methyltransferase activity. Lineage: Eukaryota; Viridiplantae; Streptophyta; Magnoliopsida; Brassicales; Brassicaceae.